Messenger RNA from Linum tenue, 4042 nucleotides. The record is from the annotation of a GenBank genome assembly. Lineage: Eukaryota; Viridiplantae; Streptophyta; Magnoliopsida; Malpighiales; Linaceae.
ACUACCUUUUUGGUAAUUCACUCUACUUGGCUCGUCUUCUCCCUCGGAAAACCCCUUCCUAAACCCUAAUUCCCUCCAGUAAAUCCAUGGCGACGCCAGCCUCAGAGAAGCCAACCAGGCAUAAGCGCAGGAGCAGCGCCAUGAAACCUAAAGCUAAGCGCCAGCGAGCCGAAGGAAACACCGAGCCGGCAGCUGAAACCGAAGUUGAGAACGCAUUCAAAGACGACACUGAUCUUUGCGACCAACUCAUGUCCCGCUACUCGACCUCCACGGCUCCACACCACCGGCACUUACUAGCCACCGCCGCGGCGUUUCGGUCCAUCCUUUCCGCGGAGUCCCGGGACCUCACUCCCACGGCUUACUUUCUGGCGGGAAUGGAGAAUCUAUCGGAUUCCGAGGCUCUUGAUUCCACUGCCGUUGCCGCGCUCUCGACCUUGGUUUCGAUAGCGACGCCUUUGAUUCCGGAGAAAGGGAUGGCGAAUGACAGGGCGACGGAGUCUGUUGCAGUGCUGGUGGGAGCAGUUUUGGGGAGGGAGGAGGCAUUGGGCGUGUCGACUUUGAGUGGUGUGGUGAAGUGUUUGGGUGUUCUGACUGCCAAGUUUUGCGAUUUGGAAGAUUGGAACUCGGUUAAGCAAGGGGUUGAGACUUUGCUAAAGUUAUCAGUUGAUAAGCGUCCUAAGUUGCGACGGGCAGCUCAAGAAUGUCUCGUCGAGGUUCUGAAAUCGUUCAGUUCUUCUGAUACUAUUAAGGAGGCAAGCAAGUUGGUGCUUUCUUUGCUCAAAAGUUACACUCCCCUGGCAGUUUCCUUAAAUGAGUCGGAAACUGUGGAUGCGUCUAAUGCUGAAGCUUCUUUGAAUUCUAAACAUCUGGAGCUUCUUCAUGUGCUAAAUCUGCUGAAGGCUACUAUUCCACAUCUCUCCGUCAAGAUCGGUUGUAAAAUUUUGGCAGAACUGGUCAAACUUAUGGCAUCCUGUUUUUUGCCGCAUACAAGAAAUGUUUUCCAAAUUGCUGAAGUAUUUCUCACAACAUCAACAAAUGAAGUUAUUGGUCCCCAUGUUGAAGACAUUGCAAACUCUCUUGCUUCAUAUGUAUUGUCGGAGGAGAAGAAUCCUGUGGACACAGUAUUUUCUGCCGCUAGGUUGUUGAAAGUUGUUUUGGAUAAGCUUCAGGCCAGAGGAUCGUGCUCGUGGAUGAAAACCUUUCCUACAAUUUUGGGUCGCUUGACAGGUCUUCUAUCUUUGGAGGGUGACAUAGCAUCACAAGCUACUGAUAUCAUAAAGGAGUUGAUAAAUCAAUGUAUUGAUGUUAAAGUUCUCCUGGCCAACAAGGGAAAAUCAUUUGAUGAAGUAAGGGAAGGGAGCCAGGAGGUUGACAUGAUAAAAGCAACAUGUCAUGUCUUUGAAUUGGCUCUAAGUUCAUGUACAGGGGUGCCAAAUGAGCAGAUUUUGUCAGUAAUAUCAGUUUUGUUCCAAAGGCUCGGGGAGUUCUCUUUUAUCUUCAUGGAGGGCUUUGUGGUUAAACUUGCCGACUUUAUAAACCAUGCUAAUCCAGAUUCUCCAGAGACAACUUAUAGUUGUCUUGGUUCUGCUGUUGUUGCCCUGGGUCCGGAGAAGAUACUUGGACUUAUACCUAUCUGCUUCGAUGCUAACAGUUUAACCUGUUCAAACACCUGGUUGGUACCCAUUCUAAAAGAUCAUGUUGUUGGUGCAUCACUAGAAUUUUAUGUGGAGCAUAUAGUGCCUCUUGCAAAGACGCUACAGCGAGCCAGUCGUAAAGUAUUAAAAAUUUCUGUAGAGAGAAAACUGCUAGGGCACGUUUGCAUGGCUAUUUAAUAUCUCAAGUUUCCUUUUUGCUGAUCGGUGGGAUAACUUGAGCUUGCAGUGAAAAAAUCAGUACUCCGUGAAGAACUACAGGCUCUUUCACAGAGACUCUUGGCACUAGUUUCUGCCUUCUGUCGCUACCCUGUUGACACUCAUAAGAAGUUUGAAUCUUUGACAUCAAUUUUAAUUGUUUUCCUCCAAAAGGACCCAUCCAUGCACAAAAGUAUAGCUGUUGCCUUGAAAGCUCUUGUGAGUCAAAAUAGAAGCGCACUCGGCUCAGGAUGCAAUGUGGUGGAAAUGACUAGCAAUGGGAAUAAAGAUUUGGUUUCAGAUUCCAGAAAUAUGGCCUCUUACUCAAUUAAGGUGGCAAACAGAAAUAUCAAGGCGUUGGCAUCACAUUCCCGUGAUCUGCUUCAGACUCUUAUUGAUGUAUUCAUUGAUUCACCUCCACAGAAGCGACUGCAUUUAAAGGAGGCCAUCGGAUGCUUAGCUUCUAUUGCCAAAUCAUCCGUUACCAAAAAGAUAUUUUUGUUGCUGCUUAAGAAGCUUAAGCUUGUCAAUACUGCUGGUGAGUUUGAGGAGCCUGCAAGUGAUACUGAUGAAUUGGUCAAUGAAGAGGAUAACACCCAAACUGACACAGAGAAGACAGAAAGGAGCGUAAUAAUGGACCUUGCAUCUUGCUUUGUUGAGGGAGCCAGCGAGGAGCUUAUCCAGUUGACUUAUAAGUUCAUCACUUACUUGUUGCAGGAAACCAACAUGUCUGGUCACUGUGAAGCCUAUUGCACCUUGAGUAAAAUCUUAGAGCAUCAUGGAUGGUUUUGUUCUUCACAAUCUGUGGAGCUGAUUGACUUAUUGGUUAAUUUGAAGCCACCUGUGGAUAUUAAAUCACUCAAGUAUCGAUUUAAUUGCUUUCACAUCCUCGUGGUUCACACUUUAGAGAAACUGGAACAAGAGGAGGAUAAUCCGAGGACAUUUCUUAUUCUAAAUGAAAUCAUUCUGACUUUGAAGGAUGGGAAAGAUGAAGCAAGGAAAGUUGCUUCAGAUGCACUCAUUGCAAUAAGUUCUCAGUUGAGGAAGUCAUCUCAAGUCAUUUCUGAUGAACUGUACCACAAACUGAUCAGCAUGAUACUUGGUUACCUGUCUGGCUCAUCUGCUCACAUAAAGAGUGGAGCUGUCUCUGCAUUGUCAGUUCUAGUGUACAACGAUGCAGAUAUUUGCUUAAACAUGACUGAUCUUGUGCCUUCCGUAUUGUCUUUGCUGCAAAAUAAAGAUCUUGAAGUGGCAAAAGCUGCCUUAGGGUUUAUGAAAGUAGUGGUGUCUUGCUUGGAGGCCAAGGAUCUGCAGGGCCUUGUAUCUGACAUUCUGAAUGAAGUUCUUCCUUGGUCAUCUGUUUCAAGAAAUCAUUUGAGAUCAAAGGUGACAAUCAUUCUGGAGAUAUUGUUGCGGAAGUGUAGUUCUGGUGUUGUUCAGUCAGUUACGCCAGAUAAGUAUAAGAGUUUCGUGAAGACUGUUUUGCAGAGUCGGCAUCAGAAGUCUGAUUCCCAGGGUUCCGGGGUGAAGGAUGACGAUACUAGGAUCGAAGGCUCGUCUUCCAAGGGGUCUGACAACGAAGCGGGAUUACCUGACAAAGGACCGAGACAGGGUUCAUCAGCGCACAAGGACAGAAAGAGGAAGUGGGAAAAUAAGAACGAAAACCAGAGGGCCGGGGAUGGUGGUGGAAGCAACAGAGAUAAGAGGCAGAGGCAGCAGCCGAAACAUGCCUUUGGUGGAGGCAAGCGAGGAGGUCCGGGGCCUCGACAACAACAACAACAACAACGUACGGGAAGAAAUAGCAGUGGUGGUGGUGGGAUGGGGAAGAGAGGAGGUUUUAAGCAAAAAGCGAACUAACUUGUGAUUCUGCGACUCGAUAAAGUUCUGCCGCGGAUGAGAUAAAGAAGAAAAAGCCUUCAUACCUGCCCUCUACAUCAGGAAAGAAUGGUGGAUUGAGAAGAGAUAGGUGUGUUUUAGAGUUGAGGUUAGAAUGAGAUCUGUUCUCCAGCAGCCACUGUGCAGUUGAAGAUUGAGAUGCAAAGAGCGAAGUUAGGGAAAGCUACAUAGAGCUUCUCAAUUUUGAUUGCUAUUCCAUUACUUAGCAAGGACCUCUAAGUUCUUGUACCAAAAUUUGAUAUUGUUUGUAAUUUUGGAAGAGAGUAAUCAUAUUUAUUCUUGUACCAUAUUGUGCU